Eleginops maclovinus (Patagonian blennie) is the source of this 5705-nucleotide messenger RNA. It is a transcript of the gene itih6, whose product is annotated as inter-alpha-trypsin inhibitor heavy chain family member 6. Gene Ontology annotation, molecular function: serine-type endopeptidase inhibitor activity. The record is from RefSeq and is a predicted model, not a curated record. Gene Ontology annotation, biological process: hyaluronan metabolic process. NCBI's taxonomy places the organism in Eukaryota, Metazoa, Chordata, Actinopteri, Perciformes, Eleginopidae.
CAUGUUUACUUAGGACGGCACCAUAUUACGCUUUUUGGGGUUUUCACUUGGGUUUUCUUUACACUGUAGUGUGUUAGGUUUUUGUGCAUGUCAAUGGUCUGCAAAGGCUAAAAUCCCAGUUCCCUCGAGAAGGAGUUUCUCUCCCACACACUCCCCCCCUGCCAGAAACGCCUCCAUUUACUUCCGUAUCACAAUGAUAUCACUAUGUAACACUCGUGCUUCUAUUGGCUAGCGCUCGGACACAUUGUACGUGAUAGACUAAGGGGUAGGACAUCUCUGAGCAGUUGACCAAUCACAACAGAGCCCGCCAGCUAACCAGUCAGAGCAGACUGGGCUGUGGUUUCAGACAGAGGGUGAAAAGUGGUGCUGCAGCACAGGCAGUAUGAGAAAAAUGAAGAGCUUUUUGAACAUUAAAGUCACAGUAGAGACACUAAAUACCUAAAUAUGACCCUAAAAAUGAGCAGAAUAGGGCCCCUUUAAGACUUUAAAAUACCAUGUGUGGGCCAGCUCUUCUCUGACCCUCCGCAACACUAUAAUCAGAUAUUUUCACAUAUUUCUCCUUUACCAAACGUUGCACCUCCUGCGAUUUGGAUAGCGCAUUUGUCCAUAUUGCGAUUACGAUAACAUUGUGCAACCCUAGUUGGAUGAAAUAAUUUCCUUAAAUAAACUAAGACUUGUUUUAAAUCGUUUCUCAGAAACUAAAUCCACUUUAGGAGUCCUGUUGGUGUUGGUUUGGCAGCUCUCUUAUGUUUUUAUUCCUCCCACAGAGAAGCCACAGUUAAAUUUAACAAACUGAUUUCACAACACACCAAUGGACUGUUCCACUCGUCAAAUAAUGGGUCUCUGUGAAAGAGCUCUGGGGGAAUAGGAAACUCACAUUUGGGAGUAAUUUAAGGAAUAAAACUGCGACCCGGAGCAUUUUUAUUCAGAGAGGAGGGGGAGAUGUUUUGGUAGCGGGGUAUUUUACCCAAAUAGUAGAGCAGGGGUUAAUAAUCCCUCAUUUCUCGUGGACCUCAGUGGCAGCAGGACGUGAAAUUUCCAGUAUGCACACACACAAACUGGGAGCUGCUCUCCACACACACAGCGGGACAACUUUCUGACUGAACUUCACACCUUUUUUUUUGAGACUUUCUUUUCCUUUUUUCACCACACGUGUGACGGAUGUUUAUCAGAACACAUUUCAUCUAUUGCUGCAGAGGAGCUGUUUAAAAUAAGGAGUGAGGGAGGGGAGAGAGACUGCCCCUUGCAGAAAAAUAACCUGUGUAAAAUGUGAGGUAUGUGCACAGCGUCCGGCUGCACACGCUGCCUCGGUCACACCGUGAGACCACUUCAUCUCGGAGAACUGGAACCUGAAUUAUUCUGGACAUGAUGAACUCAAGGAUUCACUGCAUGCUGGUGUUCUUCACUCUGUACCUGCAAGAGGGAUUAUCAAGGGAAUAUGAAGCUAAACCUGGAGCAGAUGUUCUUUUACAGAGAAUAAGACGUCAAAGCAAACCAACAAAAUCAGUGCUGAAGGUGACAGACUACCAUGUGAGGUGUACAGUGGUGUCCCGGUACGCUGUCACCACAGUGCAGAGCUCCGUGUGGAACCAGCUGCCCGUCACCAAGGAGGCUGCCUUCGAGGUGGACCUGCCCUCCUCGGCGUUCAUCUCCAACUUCACCAUCACCUCCAAUGGCAAGGUGUACGUGGCCCAGGUGAAGGAGAGAGCCGCCGCCAGGAAGAUUUACGAUGCUGCUAAGAAGCAAGGGAAAACAGCCGGGCUCGUUGCUACCAAAGAGCGGGAGAUUGAAAAGUUCCGUGUGGCGGUGAGCGUGCCGCCAGGAGCCGGGGUUUCCUUCUCCCUGACCUACGAGGAGCUGCUGCCUCGACGCCUCGGCCGCUAUGAGCUCAGUCUGGGUCUGAGGCCCGGUCAGCCCGUGCAGAACCUCACCUUAGACGUCAGUAUAACGGAGAGGACGGGUAUCAGCUUCCUCAAGGCCUUUCCUCUCAGGACGAGCCGGCUGCUCUCCAACACCGCUCAAGGUGAUGCAGACGCCCCGGCCUCCACUCAUGUUGAGCAGAACACCAACUGUGCUCGGGUCCGCUACAGCCCCACGAUACAGCAGCAGAACAGCAUCUCCUCCAAUGGUCUCAACGCAGACUUCAUCGUCCAGUACGACGUGGAGCUCAGAGACCUCAUGGGAGAAGUCCAGGUGUAUGAUGGCUAUUUUGUGCAUUACUUUGCACCCAGAGGACUUCCUGUGGUUCCUAAGGAUGUUAUAUUUGUCAUUGAUGUCAGUGGCUCAAUGAUAGGCACUAAAAUAAAACAGACGAAGCAGGCCAUGAACACGAUUCUCGGGGACCUGAGGGAGGGAGACCACUUCAACAUCAUCACCUUCUCAGAUAAAGUUCACACCUGGAAGAAAGGACGGACAGUUCGGGCGACUCGGCAGAAUGUACGAGACGCCAAAGACUUUGUGAAGAGGAUUAUUGCAGAAGGAUGGACGAACAUCAACGCAGCUCUGCUCUCCGCUGCCCAGCUCGUCAACCCUUCUUCCUCCUCUGGCCACUCUUCCCGUCGUGUCCCUCUGGUCAUCUUCCACGACGGAGAGGCAACCAUCGGCGUAACGACCGGCGACACCAUCCUCAGCAACGCUAAAAAAGCUCUGGGCUCCUCUUCUCUGUUCGGCCUCGCCUUUGGAGACGACGCAGACUUCCUCCUCCUGAAACGCCUUGCUCUGGAUAACCGCGGCGUGGCGAGGAUGGUGUACGAGGAUGCCGACGCCGCCCUGCAGCUGAAGGGUUUCUACGAUGAAGUGGCCAGUCCUCUGCUAUCAGACAUCCAGCUGUCGUACCUGGACGACCAGGCGUUUGACAUCACCCGCUCCAUGUUCCCAAACUACUUCCAGGGCUCAGAGCUGGUGGUGGCCGGGAGGGUCAAACCAGGGCUGACGGAUUUUAAGGUGUCGAUGUCCGCCACUGACUCAAAACAACGUGUCAAGAUGGAAAACGAGGUGUUGAUUUCACAUGCGAAAGGCAACGGGAGUGCAGAUUCAGUCGAGUGCUCUGCAGGCUUGGAAGGCAUCUCCACCUUCGUGCACCGCCUCUGGGCGUAUUUCACCAUCAAAGAGCUGCUGCUGGCAAAACUGAACGCUACUGACCCUGCAACUCAGAGGAUACUGGCAGACAAGGCCACAAACCUCUCCCUUAAAUAUAACUUUGUAACACCGGUCACUUCUUUAGUCGUGGUGAAGCCCGAUGCAGAUGAAGUUACUCCGACCACUGUAAAACCCACGACCGGAGCCACUACAACCACGACAGCAACAACUACUGCCACCAUCAAAAUAUUAGCUGCAAAGAAGCUCAGCUCUAGCCCAAAGUCUAAAACGAAACCGGACUCUCCUCAGCCACCUCAAAAGCAAACUAAAAAAGUUUCAAUAUCAACUACUACAGCAAAAGUAGCUAGUACACCAUCCAAGAAAACUACAACCACAUCAAGUCCCACCUCUGUGAAAACUGCCCCAGCUCCGUUCUCCGGGAAAAAGCCAACCCCUUCCCAAAAUGAAUCCAAAACUGCCUCUCCACUUCCUGCGGGUAAGAUACACACCUCCCUGCUGAAUGCUCUAAAAACAGCGGCACCCCCUGCACCCGGAAAGUCUCCACCCCACAUCCACAUUGUGAAAACAACCCCCACAGCCACCACAGUGUCGACAUUCACCACCAGCACCACGCCUCCACCCAGCUCAGUCCACACCGACCCUGCACCGCUGCCCGGGAGACCCCUCACCACCCAGCCCAGUACAGUGAGGACAACCCUGCCUCCUGUCAGAGUGACUGUUCCCUCCACAGAGGCAGAGAACAGCUCCACCUCUGCUCCUCAUGUGCCUGACCUCAGCACCGCCCCACCCAACGCAUCGUCUCUCCUCACCUCUCCCACCCCGGUGCCAGCUCCGAGCGUGGACCACAACGACACAGAGCUACGCAUCGCCACCUUCGUGUCAGCCACCUUCGCUCCCAUGCCUGGUGUGACAGAUGGGCCACGUCUGUGGGAAGCAGCCGGGCUUCUGGAUGUCUCUACUUUCAUUCAGAGAAAAGAUAUUGACCUUGUGAAAGACUUCGAUGCGACCUACGACCUGGACUACGAUCUCAAUUAUGAUGCAUGGGACGAUACCGCAGACACAGAAUCAUUUGAUAGUUCUCCAUCCACCAUCCGGGUCUUCUCCUCAUCAGUUGAUGGAGAUCCUCAUUUUGUGGUCCAGCUGCCGAAGCUGCGUCAGAACUUGUGUUUCACUGUCGACGGCCGAGCCAAUGAUGUUCUCCGACUGUUAGAGGACCCAGAGAGAGGGAUCAUUGUCGACGGCCACCUAAUGGGAGCUCCCUCUAAGCAUGGUGUGGAAGAUCGGACCCGGACCUACUUCGACCGGAUCACCAUUUCCUCCGCCACCGGGCUCUCCGGGGACAUCAUGAUCACCCUCUCGUUGGACGCUGUAGUGGUGGAAGGCGAAGGGCGGGACGAUCUCCCCAUCAAUCAGCAGGGCUCUGUGACGCGGCAGGGGGUUACGGUCAUCGUGGACGACCACAGGAGCUGCUGGAUCGAGUUGGACCGGGACGUCCGCUUCCUGGUUCUGUUCCACCAGUACAAACACCCCAGCUACCUGCAGAUGGCCCACCUGGGUUUCUACAUCAGGGACGGACGAGGGCUGUCUGCUUCAACCCAAGGCCUUCUGGGCCAAUUCCAGCACGUUGAUAUGAGAGUCACAGCGCUGCAGGAUCACCAGGAGGAAGCAGUUCACAACGAGGCGGUUUCAGCGCGGGGGAUCCUGAGGUGGGGAUCGGAGCACAUGCCGGUCACCUUGCAGGACAAGACGCUGAAGGACACGGUGCGGAAACGCCACACGGGCAAGUGUUGGGUGGUGCCCAAAGCCGAGGUAGAGAGACUCCUGGGUCAUCCAUACGAGAGCUACGUGGUGGAUUGUCUGUAAUCCGAGCCGAGUCUUCUCCGCCUUCUCUGCUGCUCGGCUCGGGUCACAGUGAAUAUAAUAGCAGGGCUUUCGGAUGAGCAAGAAAACGGUGACUCCGUGAGGCUGAAAUGUUUCCACGCUAUUCUGUCAGGAGCGGUGGGACACAGGUGUGGUUACACAAAGAGGAAAUGAAGGAGUAAUGAGGACGUACGGUUCGAUAGAUGUGUAAGGACUGAAGCGUGCUGUUCUCCAUCAGGGAGUUUGGAUUCAUGACUAUGACAGAGACUCCUGUUCGCAUGGCAACCACAAAAUGUCCUUUAGCUCAGCAGCUCACACCCGUCUCACACACCAACUCACUUCAGAUAUUUAUCAGAUUAUAUUUUAUCGAGGAUUCAUUAUAAGGCAAAGCCAGAUUCUUGUAAUUAUUAAAGCUGUGGGUUGUAUUUUGUAGAGUGUAUAUAAAAUAUGAUUAUAUGUAGAUAACUUUAUAACAAGAAGAAACACACCACAGUUUCAGGGUCUUUCCAGGUUUGCCAUGUGCUUUUUAUUUUUCUAUCAUUUCAUUCAUAGUUUAAUUCGUUUUUUAUUUGUUACACAAGACAUUAGGCAUUGCUCACAUACUAGUGAUCGAACAAGGACAGUAAGUGUUUCUACUACUCAGCCUUAACUGUUUGUAUCUUUUGUAAAUUUUCAAGGGAUAUUGUCAAUAGUGGUUUCCAAAACAGGCCAAACUGGAUGGGAAAUUAAAACAGUACGACCACAAA